Molecule: messenger RNA, 957 nt
Organism: Suillus subalutaceus
Lineage: Eukaryota; Fungi; Basidiomycota; Agaricomycetes; Boletales; Suillaceae
Exons: 3
Coding region: 1-594 (197 amino acids)
Source: RefSeq, a predicted model, not a curated record
AUGUCAACAAACGCACCAGUCAAGCUGAAUAUCAGUGAUUUACCAUCAACCUCACGUUGCCCUGUUCACUGGCAUGCAAGCCUUAAUAAUAUGUGUCACUCUGGUAGCGGUAUUUCGGACUUGUAUGACAUAGUCGACGCUAUCAGGUCAAUGACGAUCAGUGAUGCCGAUAAUCUCGAAGCAAACCUCGUCCUGGACCUCGCAAGGGCAAGACGGGAUGUCGUCAACGCAGAGAAAGUGCUUGCUGACUGCGUGGUCCGCGAACACGAAGUCUUGGCGAAUCUCUCCAAGCACAAAUCCGAUAUUUCGAAGCAGAACCUCGCCAAGGCAGAUAACUGUGAGCGCCCACCCGCACCUCCAUCACGGCCUUCCAUGUUUUAUGGCCGUGGAGAUCUCGUUGCAGAGCUUACCAACCUUGUCGUCAAUGGCGAGCACAUUGCAUUGAUUGGUCCAGGAGGCAUGGGAAAGAGUUCUCUUGCCAAAGCUAUCCUCCACGAGCCAGAUAUCAUGGAAAAUUUUGCCGACAGACGCUACUUCGUGACCUACGAUGGCCUGGAUCCUUCGACCAUCACUUUUCAAACCUUUAUGACUUAGGUUUUCAGGAGCCCUUGGCAUAGAGCUUGCUGGCGCUGAUCCUGUCCGACUAAAUAACCUCCUUUCUUCGUUCUGCUAGUGCCCUCGUUGUUCUCGAUAAUGCUGAGACCUUCGAAGAGGCCAGUGGAUCUUCGGCGCUCAGGGAAAUACCACCAGCUAUUGCUGAAAUUGCAGACGUCCCCAGGUGUCAUUCUGAUUCUCACGUCAUGUAGUAGAAGGAAUGCGCCCAACGUGCAAUGGAUAACAAAGGACAUUCCGCCAUUGGAUUUGAGCUCUGCUUUGGAGGCUUUCUUUCGAAUUUACCGCCCAGCCAGUCGUAGCAAUGCGGAGGGAGAAAUAACAAACCUGCUUAAGGAGUUAGGA